Molecule: messenger RNA, 1403 nt
Organism: Helicoverpa zea (corn earworm)
Lineage: Eukaryota; Metazoa; Arthropoda; Insecta; Lepidoptera; Noctuidae
Product: thioredoxin domain-containing protein 5 homolog
Exons: 8
Coding region: 156-1361 (401 amino acids)
Biological process (GO): protein folding
Cellular component (GO): endoplasmic reticulum
Molecular function (GO): protein disulfide isomerase activity
Source: RefSeq, a predicted model, not a curated record
UUUUCAAUUCGAUUUGUUGUGAAAUGAUGAUUGGUGUUCGUGUUCAUAAUUUUUAAUAUUUUAAAAAGCAUUAGCCUCGAUGAUUACAAAUUAGUAUCGGCUAAUUAAUUACUGAAAUCUUUCGAGUGAAUGAUAUUUUAUAUACAUCUCUUAAAAUGUUGAGAAGACUUGUGCUUUUAUAUUUUCUAUUUUUACCUUAUUUCGUUGCACUUGAAGAAAGUGCAGUAUAUGAAUACAAUGCAAACAAUUUUAAAUUCCAAAUAGAAGAAAUGGAUGGCAAUUUUGUGAUGUUUUAUGCACCAUGGUGCCGCCACUGCACAGAGUUCCAUCCUAUUUGGUCUGAACUAGCUGAGCUUGUCAACACUAAAGAUUCAAAGUUUGCUAUUGCUCAAGUUGACUGUACAAUACACUAUAAAUUAUGUAACGAAAACGACAUCACAGGAUAUCCAACACUAUUAUAUUUCCAUAAGAAUACUUUCUCUCCAGUAGAGUAUAAGGGUACUAGGGACUUGCCUUCCCUAACAUUAUUUUUAAGUGAAGUCUUCACUAUGAAAUCAGAGGGUCUAGAUCAAGAAAAAGACUCCAGAGAAGUAAAAACAUACAGUGGUAUGGCUUACUUAAAUGAUCAGAAUAUUGAAAAGUUUGUGUCUAGAGGGCAACACUUUAUAAUGUUUUAUGCUCCAUGGUGUAAAGCAUCACAGAAACUAGCACCUAUAUGGGCUGAGCUAGCAGUGCAAUACACACAUAAUGAGUACAUUCAGAUAGGCAAGGUGAACUGCCUAGACAAUGAGAUGACUUGUAAGACUUUUGAUAUCAAACAGUAUCCAUAUCUUAUGUGGAUUGUCAAUGGUAGAAUUAUGGGUGUAGCUGAAGCGGAAACCAUAGAUGAUUUAAAAGCAUAUGUCGAAAAAAUGCUACUGACUGAGAAUCAUGAUCCUGACAAGUUCCUAAAGAAAAAGAAAGCCUUGCCAGUUGCCAGGAUAUCUGAAGAAACUUUUGAGACCUUUUUGGAAAAGGAAUUAGUUUUUAUAAAUUAUUUUGCACCUUGGUGUGCACAUUGUAUGCAAUUGAGCCCACUAUGGCUGAAAUUGGGUGAGCGUUUCCAAAACGAAACACGUGUUAUCAUCGCCGACGUCGACUGUGUCCAAUCCAAACCCAUUUGUGAAAUGGAGAAGAUAAAUGGCUUACCGACACUCAUUCUCUACAAGGACAAGAAGAUAGUGAAUGUAGAACAUGGCGGCCGGCCCCUUGAAAGUCUUAUUACUCUAGUCACAGAACACCUUCAAGAUACAAACACAAAUGCUGCGGCCGAGGAAACUACGUCAAAUGAGGACAUCAUGCAAACCAAAGAUGAACUAUAAAUAAUGUUAAUAGGUAGAUCAAUAAACAAAUUUGACAUAUAA